UUCAGCCACUUAAUAUUUCCCUCUCUUUCUUUGUUUUUCCCUCUUCUCUUUUUCUUUUCCUAUCUGUGUCCUCUGACCUCCCUCUCUCUCUGCCCAUCCCUCUCUCCUCUCCUCUCUCUGCGACUCACUCUCUCUCCUCUCUCCCCUCUCACCGAUCCUUACUUCAUGCUCGUCGCCAUUGAAGUUGGUAGCCUUCUACGCGGCUUCAUCCUCCUCCUCCUCUCUCUCCAUCUCGUCAUCUUCGCCUAUCUUUUAGUCCCAGAAGCCUUGGGAAUCCAAAUCCUUAUCUUCAUCUCUUUUUCCAGCCUCAAGAUCGGAGACAUUGAGCUCGUCUCACGCGCCGUCUUGCCGAGAUUUUAUGCGGCGAACGUGAGAUGGGAGAGCUUCGAGGUGAUCAUCUCUGUACUAAAGGGGAUGUGGGAAUCGUUUACUUUCGUCCAAACCAUCCCAUGAAACCUCAUCGUCUUUGUAUGACCCACCAUCUCGUUCUCUCCUAUGAUCUCCACAAGAAGAUGGAAAUUUAUCGGCCUCACAAGGCAUACCCUGUUGAGCUUGCUCAAUUCCAUUCGGCUGAUUAUGUUGAUUUUCUACAUCGCAUUACGCCCGAUUCCCAGCGCUUAUUUUCCAAUGAAUUAGAAAAAUGUACUACACUCUCAACUUAUAUGCUUUACUUAUUUCAUUUUUCACAGCGUAACUUACCCAUUAAUUCUUCUCAUUACAACUUAAGUUUAGAUGGCCAAUGGUAUGGAAAUGACAACUGUUUCAAGUGCUUGAGGGCCAAUAUGAUAUGUUUUGAUUUCUUGCUUGUUCAGUCUAUACAUGUCUCUCUAAAUUGGGCAUAUAUGACUUUUUCAAGUAUUAAUGAACUUAUUAUCAUAUUGUAAGUAAAGGUUACAACUAACUUUUAUGUGUUUUUAACAUCAGGAUGCAAAUUUUGAUUUUUGUGGUUUUCUAAUAAAUUAGUUGUGAGCAUUUAUUUUUCUUCUAUAUAAUUUAUUAUCUGCCUCUUGGUUGUACACUUUGACCAUAUUUUUUAGCAUGAAAUCUGGUCAUUUCCUCCUAGUCAUCCUUUAGAUAUUGUGAUUCUUCUCUCUGACUAUUCUUCUGAAGGUUACAAUGUGUCAUACACACUUUUCCGAUUCUUGGGUCUUAUUAAGAAUAAGACUUCUAAUUAAUUUAUUUCUCU
Molecule: messenger RNA, 1186 nt
Organism: Humulus lupulus (European hop)
Lineage: Eukaryota; Viridiplantae; Streptophyta; Magnoliopsida; Rosales; Cannabaceae
Product: histone deacetylase 9-like
Exons: 4
Coding region: 375-884 (169 amino acids)
Molecular function (GO): histone deacetylase activity
Source: RefSeq, a predicted model, not a curated record